AUGGAUGACUGGCAGCAGUUUCUGCAAUCGGUGAUUUUCGGCGUCGUUUUCUCGUACCUGCUCGCGAAGCUCUUCUCCGUGAUCUUCGCCUUCCGUGAUGAGAAUCACAGGAUCACUCGGGCGCUUUCACCGGAGCUGAAAUCCGAUCGGGUGUCUGCGGAUCCUUCGUCUGGCGCUCCGGGAGAAGCUGAGCCGUUGAUCGGCGGAGACGGGAAAUCCGGCAGUGAAAGGGAGGUGAUCGGCGAUUUUAGCGACAGUGACGAUGAUUGGGAGGGCGUUGAGAGUACAGAGCUGGAUGAGCUGUUCAGUGCUGCCACUGCAUUCAUUGCUGCCACGGCUGCUGAUCGUGUGGCGGUGAAGGUGUCGAAUGAUGUCCAGUUACAGCUUUAUGGAUUGUAUAAGAUUGCCACCGAGGGCCCAUGUUCGACUCCCCAGCCUUCAGCUCUGAAAAUGACUGCCCGUGCCAAAUGGCAAGCAUGGCAGAAACUGGGUGCCAUGCCUCCUGAAGAAGCAAUGGAGAAGUACAUUGCUAUUGUGACUGAGUUAUAUCCUACUUGGGCUGCUGGUGCUGCCACUGGGCCGAUGGGACCUGUUUUUAGUAGCUUCAUAUAUGAGGAGGAAUCUGGAUCUGAACUGAAAAUGGAUGCUAUGCAUGCCUUUGCACGGGAAGGGGAUGAAGAGAAGUUGCUCCAUUGCAUAGAGAGUGGUGUGCCGUUAAAUAUAAAAGACAGCGAGGGCCGCAGCCCUUUGCACUGGGCUGUAGAUCGAGGCCAUCUGAAUGUCACAGCACUGCUUCUGGACAAAAAUGCUGAUGCCAAUGCUAAGGAUGAUGAAGGCCAAACCGCAUUGCAUUACGCUGCUGUAUGCGAGAGAGCUUCAAUAGCGGAGUUACUUUUAAAACACGGUGCUGAUAUGGAUAUAAAGGACAACGAGGGAGACACUCCUCGUGAUCUUUGUGAGUCAAGCUGGCCGGGGCUGGAGCUUCUGGCAAAAACCGCCAAUUGA
Messenger RNA from Striga hermonthica, 1005 nucleotides. NCBI's taxonomy places the organism in Eukaryota, Viridiplantae, Streptophyta, Magnoliopsida, Lamiales, Orobanchaceae. The record is from the annotation of a GenBank genome assembly.